GAGUCAUGACUGCUGCGAUCAUCCAUUGGACAGCAGCCACCCACCGAUACGUACGAGGAAGAGGAGACCAAAGGGGAAAGGAAAAGCAAAGGCAGAGCCCGUGAAAGGUCGCCAUGGAGAGCGGAGGGACGAGGGACGGAGGCGGAGGAGGAGAAGACGACGAGUUCUCGGUCAUGGUGCUGGCAUCCGACCUAACGGUGGAUGCACGAUCCUUUCUGGAGCGGGUGAACGAGACACAUCAGGAGGACGAGUGGUUCGACUGCCGCACCUCCCUCCUCGACGAGGACUUUUCCGACCUCGAGCAGCUGCAGGCUCUGCGUGUCGAGGGCCUGGACAAGCAAGGCCGCCCCAUCCUCAGGAUCGUCGGCAAGUACUUCCCGGCUCCAGUCAUCAGUGCAGAGCGGCUGAAGAAGUAUGUAUUCCACAAGAUCCACACUGAAUUGCCUGAAGGGCCAUUUUGUAUUGUUUACUUGCACAGCUGUGUUCAGAAAGAGGACAACUCUCCAGGGAUGACCAUUCUGAGGUGCAUCUACGAAGAUAUUCCCGCUGCUUACAAGAGUAGGCUUGAGGUUGUAUACUUUGUGCAUCCUGGGAUACGAUCAAGGCUUGUUCUGGCUACCCUUGGCCGGUUCUUCUUGAGUGAAGGUUUGUACUGGAAAAUCAAGUAUGUUAGCCGUCUUCAGUAUCUUUGGGAUGAUAUCAAGAAGGGGCAGGUUGAAAUUCCAGACUUUGUAAAACAACAUGACGAUGUUCUUGAGAAUAGACCAUUGACAGAUUACGGAAUAGAGCCCGACAUUCUUCCUGUAAAUGAGGGGCCAAUGGUGGGCUAUUCGUUCAUGAGGCAUGAGGACAGAUGGGCUUCUAGGGCAUAUUCUUGACGACACAUCAAAUGAUGGUGAUCCGUACUAUAUGUCCCUGUUCUACUUACUGCUAAUUAGUAUAUCGUAGAAUGACGUAUGUAAAUAAUGUGUGCUGACCUGUGGGUUCUUGUUGCAUAGUCCUCUUCAUUAGAAGCCUUUGUUUGGCUUCCCUUGGAAUUAAGAAGUUUUUGUUUGGCUUUAUGGCUGUCUCAUUGGAUAACUUACCCACAGCACUGCAUGUAUAUUUUCUUAAAUUAUUCUGCAAUCGAGAGAGAGAGAGAGAACUGCAUGGUUA
Molecule: messenger RNA, 1155 nt
Organism: Nymphaea colorata (pocket water lily)
Lineage: Eukaryota; Viridiplantae; Streptophyta; Magnoliopsida; Nymphaeales; Nymphaeaceae
Exons: 3
Coding region: 114-878 (254 amino acids)
Source: RefSeq, a predicted model, not a curated record